Amaranthus tricolor (Joseph's coat) is the source of this 1557-nucleotide messenger RNA. RefSeq lists its product as uncharacterized. The transcript has a single exon. Lineage: Eukaryota; Viridiplantae; Streptophyta; Magnoliopsida; Caryophyllales; Amaranthaceae. Gene Ontology annotation, molecular function: zinc ion binding; nucleic acid binding. Bases 1 to 1557 code for a protein of 518 amino acids. The record is from RefSeq and is a predicted model, not a curated record.
AUGGAAGCAAGGGUAGAAGCCAUAGAAGAGACCUUACAUAGGCUAGUUCAACACCUUACCCAAAAUGAAAGAGGGAAUCAACAACGCCAGCCCCACCAUCCUCAUGAUGAUCAGGAAGACAGAAUGAUAAGGAUAGAUCUUAAGGAUUUUGAUGGGCAUUCUAAUAAUCCUGAAGAAUAUUUGGAGUGGGAAGCAAGCAUGGAUAGGUAUUUUGAAUACAGAGAGACCACACCUGACAAGCAAUACAAGAUAGCUAAGAUGAAACUCACUAAACUUGCUGCCAUGUGGCUAGAAGGGGCUCAGAGACAGAGGUUGAGGGAGCAUAGGGAAAGGAUUGAUACUUGGGAUAAACUCAAGAAGCAUUUAAAUAGAAAAUAUGUUCCUGUCAAUUUCAAGCACCAAUUAUACAUCAAAUGGAGUACUUUAAGCCAAAGAGGAAGGAGUGUGGCUGAAUAUAUACAGGAAUGGGAGAAAUUGGUAGUGAUGUGUGAAAUUGAGGAUGCAGAGGACUUAAAGUUAACCAAGUUUUUAUCAUGGUUGAGGGAGGAUGUCAGGGAUCAGCUUAUGACUAUGCCCACAUUGAAUCUACAAACAGCCUUCAACUUAGCCCUAAUGUAUAAACAAAAUUAUAACAAGAGAAGGAUGACAUGGAACAACUAUAACAAGUCCCCUAAGACCUACCCACCCAAACAAUUUAAGCCCAUAUCACCCAAGGCGCAGAGGAAAACAGAGCAGCCUACCAAUGUACCUGGCAGGAUACCUGUGCCCCUAAACAAGGUAGUGUGUUUUAAGUGUCAUGAUCAUGGACAUUAUAAGAAUGAUUGCCCUAAUAUUAGAGUCUUUACUGCCCAAGAAUGGAGGGAGAUUAGGGAGGACACCCAACCCAAAAUGAUGCUGGUGGUAAGAAAUGGCAGAGUGGAGGAAAAUUGGCCUCCAGUUGCUGAGAAUGAACUAGAUGGGUCUUCCAUAGUAGAUGAUUUUGGAAAGACAGUAAGGUAUGAGCAAAGCACUGAUGAAGAGGAAUUUGAGGAGGGACAGGAGAAGGUUUUACCUGAGGAUGGGUGCUACAAUUUGAUCAUUAGAAGGAACCUACACACCACAUAUGAAGAACAAGAAAGUAACCAAAGGGAAAACAUCUUUCAAACCACGUGUAAAAUAAAGGAUCAAGUUUGUGAGAUGAUAAUUGAUGGGGGAAGUGAAUCAAACUGUGCUAGCUUGGAUUUAGUGACAGAUUUGAACCUGAAAACCAGGCCACACACACAUCCAUACAAGCUCAAGUGGUUGGACAACAAUGCCACUGGUUCUGUGAACAAGAAAUGUCUAAUAGGGUUUGCUAUAGGGUCCUAUAAAGAUCAAGUGUUGUGUGAUGUUUUAGAAAUGACUGUCUGCCAUGUGCUCUUGGGAAGACCUUGGCAAUAUGACAAAAAGAGCAUGCAUAAUGGAUUUACCAACACCUAUACUAUUAGACAUGAAGGGAAGCUUAAAGAACUGAUUCCCCUGCCUCCCCACAAAGUCAUACCUCCUCCUGUGAGGAAACCUGUCCACUUGAUCAGAUGA